AUGUUGAACCAAGGGCACCUGAGAGAACUAAUGAGCGACAGGGGAUGGGCCAACUUCGAUAGCGGACAUGAACAGCACCAGGGACCUCCAAAGCCACCCUCCCCCACUCGUACAAUCCAAAUGAUCGUCAGCGGAGGCGACGAGGCAGUGAUCAACCAUGUGAAAUUCACCACUACACACAAACUCAAACGGUCGAUCACUCACGAACGGUAUAACAACCUCGAAGACAGUAUCAUCUUCGACAAGUCGGAUACCGACGGUUUGACUUUCCCUCAUUUUGAUGCUCUUGUUAUUACUUUACGUGUUUCAGAUACCGAUGUGAAAAGAAUAAUGGUAGACGAUGGAAGCGAUAUGCCGGACAUCCGGAAAGACAUCGCUACGCACAAGUUGAAUGUCGAACCCGCUCUACCCACCAGUGUGGCAAAUAAGGAGAAAAUUCAAUGCUGCAAUCAACGAGGCCGUCAGCGACGAAGUAGAUAA
Nicotiana attenuata is the source of this 480-nucleotide messenger RNA. RefSeq lists its product as uncharacterized. Lineage: Eukaryota; Viridiplantae; Streptophyta; Magnoliopsida; Solanales; Solanaceae. The record is from RefSeq and is a predicted model, not a curated record. The transcript is spliced from 2 exons. Bases 1 to 480 code for a protein of 159 amino acids.